AUGACAGCAAUUCCCCAUCGUUGCAAGUGGAAGAUAAUUUAUAAGGAUAGUAAUCUGUGUCAUUAAAUGAAACAAAUUCCAAAUUUGAGAACAAAUAGCUAGAGAACCUGCCUUUUUUUUUUUCCUUUUUCCUCUUUAAACAUUAGGAAAUUGGGGGAAGGGGGAUUACGUCACAAAAAUUUGAACCAUGGUUGUAUCCAUGAUCUAAGACACACCCUACCAUUGGAGCCACGGCUGCAGGUGCACAAGAGAACCCACCUUUACAAGAAAUAAAUUUGACAAUAAUAAUAUAAACCAUAAUCUUCCUUAAUAUUAUCAACAGUUAGAUCUUUACAUACACGAGUGUAAAUUACCACACGAGUAUAAUUUACCAUCCAAAAUUAUCAAGUAUAUAAGUCUCAUUGAAAUUCUAUGUGCCUUAACCAAAGAUACCACAAGGCAGCAAUAUUAAAUACUUCAUUUUCACAUAAGUGGUUCGGCGCUUGCCACAUGCUCAUCUCCAAGACUUUUCCAUUUAAAAAUUUCCAAUUGUAAGUUAUAAUCACAUCCAAAAGUUAAAAUUCAUUUAUGCAAAUUUUUAUUCAUGAACAAUGUCUUAACCAUAACACCUUAACUUAACUAAGCUUUCUAAGGCUCUGGUUCAUUCACAGCGUGUGAAUGAUGCUUCAAAUAACACAUUUACCACUUAACUUAUAUAAUGGUAGAAGAGAAACUAAUCCAAGAGAAAAGAGAAAUAGGAAACAAAGUACAACAAACACAUUUACUUAAGCAACAAUGCAACUAACAGGUUUUAACCAAUCACAUCCUUCAGAAAAGAAACAAGGUCCUUUUAAAACACAUCAUUAUGAAUUCCAUUUUCAUGAUUAGAGAAUCUAGCUUUGACCAAAGAUUAGAGAUUGCCACUGUUUCUCAUUUUCAUGUGUAUCAAGACAUGAAAACUAAAGAGUGGUUCCUCCUAAACUUCCAUCCAAUUCGAAGAGAAAUUUUAAUAGCAAGAAAGCCAUAUAAGUACUCGAAGCCAAGACCUUCAUAAAUUCAUAGGAUCAUAUAUUAUGUAUUUUUGAACUAUCUAAUUCAAUACGUGUGAGACCAAAAAUUAGGGGGAAAAGGAAGGCUCAAUCUUGAAUCUGAUUCACAGAAAUGGCAAUAGUCACUUUAGCAGUAGGGAUUUGAGUUAGCACUGAAACAAAAAAAAAAAAAUAGGGAACAGAGAACAGAAAAAACAAGGAUUCUGCAAAGGCAAACUAAAAAUAUUAGGAAAACACUAUUAGAGAGAAAAGAAAAUAAAGAAGAGAGAAGAGAAUAUACCUGUGAAAUGAUUUGAAUUUCCGUUGGGCCAUGCAACAUAACAUCCCUCCAAUAACAAAAUAGAAACAUACCACAAAAUCCAAUUGUGCACAUUUUUUCAGUGCACAUCAGGUACGUCUGGAACAAU
Messenger RNA from Rubroshorea leprosula, 1435 nucleotides. Lineage: Eukaryota; Viridiplantae; Streptophyta; Magnoliopsida; Malvales; Dipterocarpaceae. The record is from the annotation of a GenBank genome assembly.